CGCAUCCUUCUCGUUGUCCGUGCAUCUGAGUCCAGCAUUGCCAUGAGACUCGUCCCUCCUAUCACUCCCGCAGAGUUCUUCCAUCAUCUCCAGCGAUGCAUUCCACCCGGCGGCUGGAGGUCCAGAAUAGCCGUGGCCAACUCUGGUGGUCCUGAUUCAACCGCGUUGCUCUUCCUUCUGAGUGCAACCAUUCGAAAACAAUUGGGGCUGGACGAGAACGAUACUCCAUCUUCAGAAUCUCCAACCUCGUCCCGCUUUCCCUUACACGUCCUCUCCAUCCAUGUGAACCAUGGGUUACAGGCCGCUGCCAGUGCAAUGGAAGAGACCGCCGUGAGGAUGAGCGAACGCCUCGGUGCUCCUUCCAUUGUCGAGGCAAUUCCUUGGGGCACGCCGCCUUUUCCUGAGAAGCCCGCAGAGGGAGUUGCGAACCGCGAGAGACUAAUCCGCGAGGCCAGAUACCACAGGCUGUUUGCAGCUAUGGAUGCAGCGAGGACGAAUGUUAUAGCUUUUGGACACCACGCGGAUGACCAAGUCGAGACUGCCAUUAUGCGUAUGUCUCAAGGCAGCAGCAAUCGCGGGCUGGCUGGCAUGCGUCCGGUCCGCCGGUGGGGCAUGGGCCAUAAAGACAUCGAGUACUCCCAGUUCGGCGCCGAGGGCAUGCGGAGUUGGGUUGUCCGACCGUUCUUACAAAUUCCGAAAGGAAGGCUCUUGGCUACCUGUGAGGCGAAUAACCUCGACUAUGUGAACGAUCCUACCAACUUUCAGCCAGGAAUCACUAUUCGCAACUCUGUGCGUCACGCAUUAUCAACUGACGUUAGUGCCGAAAACGCAAAUGUAUCGCUACGCGACCUUCCCAGCGAACAGCUGUCAACGAGUCAAAGCGGAUCGUCGCAAGCAGAGCCGAUGGACGUCGCGCCUUACGUCGCAAGGCUUCGUGCAAUGGCCCCCGACUCGCCUCGCCACGAACAACUCAGAGACGCGGUCAGGCGCCUUGCCAUCCGUCUCGAAGAAGUCGAGACUCAGGUCACGAACAUCCUCGCGCAAGCCCGCCUCCCUUCCGCACCCUCCACGCUACUUCUUACCGUCCCUGGUCUAGCCCUCGCCACGACGCUCGAAGUCCGCACCUCGCUGAUCCGCCGCUGCCUCCGCUAUGUAUCGUACGGUCCCUGGGGAUCCACCUGGGCCGAGGCUAGCGGCGACCGCGAUACCCUUCAGCGCAUCGCAGAGCAGCUAUGGCCUGCCACUUCCCCUCUACCUUCCCCUGAAAGCGGGAGCGAGUCUGGCGAGAACGCUCCUGCUCCGAAACACGAGCGACGACAAUUCACCGCAGGGUCGGGCGUGACGGCAAUCCCUGUCACAAUUCUUCCCUGGAAGAAAGACACGGUCCGCUUCCGCCCUGUGGAGAAGGAGAAGGAGAUCGAAGGCUGGAUCUUCGCGCGCGAGGCGCACUACCAGCGGCAGGGCGACGAGCCGCAGAGCAGGGGCAUCGUGGACGUCACGGAAGAGAUCGUGCAGGCCGGGCGGAGCGGGAAGACGACGUGCUCAGUGCUGUACGACAACCGUUUCAAGCUGACAUUCGCGCUGCAGAAGGUGGCCAAGCCGGUGGAGGAGGAGAUCGUCAUGAGGAGAGCAAGGAUCCUGAUCGAGCCUGAUACGAAGUGGGCGCUGCCGAUGGUCACUUUGGUCGGGAAGCGGACUACUCAGAGGUGUAUUGGCAAAUAUCUGUGGCAUCUGGAUGGGUGGCAGGGGACGUGCAAACGGCCUGUCAGGUUCCAGAGUUGGAUCACGAUGAACUUCGUGCGAUCGUUAGAUGCAAUCUAG
Dichomitus squalens LYAD-421 SS1 is the source of this 1821-nucleotide messenger RNA. Its product is annotated as adenine nucleotide alpha hydrolases-like protein. The transcript is spliced from 5 exons. Gene Ontology annotation, molecular function: ligase activity, forming carbon-nitrogen bonds; ATP binding. Gene Ontology annotation, biological process: tRNA processing. Lineage: Eukaryota; Fungi; Basidiomycota; Agaricomycetes; Polyporales; Polyporaceae. Bases 43 to 1821 code for a protein of 592 amino acids. The record is from RefSeq and is a predicted model, not a curated record.